This is a messenger RNA of Labeo rohita (rohu), 3156 nucleotides long. RefSeq names its product SH3 and cysteine rich domain (gene stac). Gene Ontology annotation, cellular component: extrinsic component of cytoplasmic side of plasma membrane. The transcript has 12 exons. Gene Ontology annotation, molecular function: transmembrane transporter binding. NCBI's taxonomy places the organism in Eukaryota, Metazoa, Chordata, Actinopteri, Cypriniformes, Cyprinidae. The record is from RefSeq and is a predicted model, not a curated record. Gene Ontology annotation, biological process: positive regulation of voltage-gated calcium channel activity; skeletal muscle contraction; positive regulation of protein localization to plasma membrane. Bases 213 to 1529 code for a protein of 438 amino acids.
CUGACUCUAAUGAAGUGAGUUCUUGUCGAGCGGACUGCGUCUCCACUAUGCAAUAUACAGACUGAUGGAAAGUCGAUAGGCGAGUGCGAUAUUGUAGACCAUUUAUUCGCAGCGCAUCCGGCAGUUUACAACUUCCAGCUCAACUCAACAUGUAGAGCGCGGCUGGUGCCCAGACGAACCCGACAGACUGGUGCUGUUUAACUGUUACCAACAUGAUUCCGCCAGCGAACAUGAUUCAGGAGGACACGAUGGGCAAGGAGAACGAACGGGAGCACCGUGAACCCCAGUCACCCACAUCAAUCAGCCAGCAGGAGUCAAAGUUGCAGAGGCUAAAGCGUUCACUGUCCUUCAAGACCAAGAGCCUUCGCAGCAAAAGCGCCGAUAACUUUUUCCAGCGGCCGAUCGAGGAUGUGAAGUUUCAAACCGAACUGCUCUCAGAUGUCAGCAGCAGCACAGGUCAUCUGAGCACCAUCGGCGUGUCUGUCUCAGCCUCCCCAGCGAUGUCUGUUCCUCCACCACCCCCUCCACUGCCCACUGUCAUCCCGGGUAACCUGCCCAUCACAAUCUGUUCUCCAUCCCGCGCCCCCCGACCGGCAGACCCCAACGCACACACCUUUCUAGAGCACAUCUUUAAGAAGCCCCACUUUUGUGACGUCUGCAACCACAUGAUUGUAGCUUGCCAAGGGGGAGCAGGCAAGGUGUUCGGCACCAAUGCUAAGCUGGGCCUCCGGUGCAAAGCCUGCAAGAUGGGCAUCCACCACAAGUGCCUGGAUCGAGUUGGACAGCAGAGAUGCAUGGGGAAAUUGCCCAAAGGUUUUCGGAGAUACUCUAGCUCCCCUCUGCUGAUUCAGGAACAGUUUGGCUGCAUUAGGGAGGUGAUGCCUAUUGCCUGUGGCAGUAAAGUUGACCCGGUGUAUGAGACUCUGAGAUUUGGAACCUCUCUGGCACAAAAGACCAAGCGGACUAGUGGAUCGGAGUCACCACAGAGAAACUCUACCAGUGAUGUGGCUCAGGUACCAGAAGAAAAGGCGGCCCACAGCAGUCGAGCUCAACUCACCAGGAAACCCAGUGACAACGUUUUUAUGCCCUUGGAGAAUGGAACAGAACAUUUUCAUAUUGCUGAAAGGAAAUCAGAAGAAUCACCUUCAAACAGAGAGCUGAAGAGGGACCCUUUGCAGCUCAACACUUAUGUGGCUUUGUUCGAAUUUACCCCCCAAGACAACCAAGACCUAGAAAUGAGACCCGGAGAUCGAAUAAUCUUGGCAGAUGAUUCCAAUGAUGACUGGUGGAAGGGUGUGAUUGAAGAUAGAAUAGGUUAUUUCCCAGCAUCCUUUGCGCAUCAGGUGAGGGCGGGUGACAGGGUGUUCAGAUGUAACCGAACCUUUAUUGGCUGUAAGGAGCAAGGGCAGAUCACCCUGAAGGAGGGACAAAUUUGUGUCAGCGGUGAGGAUGAACACAAUGGCUUCAUCAGAGUAGCCAGCGGGAAAAAGAGAGGAUUCGUGCCCUGUGACGUCCUAGAGAAUAUAUGAAGUGAAAGAUCAGAAAAGAGAUGGUUAGUUUAAAGAAAAGGAAAGACCUUCCACGGCGAUGAGUCCAGCGCUGCCUCUGUGACUGUUUGAAUGAUCUGUGAAUCCACCUGUAGGGUGACCAGACACGGGAGGGCUCAUCAGGAUGGAUCAGAACAGCCCUGUUUUAACCCCUGUCUCCCUCAGUGACAAGGGAAGAAUGUACAAUGACUCCAAAGAGUAUUUGGACAUCUAAGUUGCACCUAAAAAUGUAUAGAUUUAGUUAAUUUCAUUAACUAAAAACAAAACCAUCUGCAAACAAAUGUUGCCAGAGCUUUUCUCAGAACUUGCGUUACUUUUCUAAGCCAUUUUUUGUGAAUGAAAUUAAAUCCAAUACUUGUUUCUUACUAAGUUAAAGUGGUGAUUCCAAAAAUAGUGCCUGAUUUCCUCUAAUACAUCACACUUGCUCACAAAAUGCGAUGUGCUUUUUUUAGCUUUUUGCUUUUGACAGCCAUUUUUAAGGUGAAGAAGUCUUGUAUUACCCUUUUCCCCCAAAAACAGAGGGCUAGUUAUCAUUUAAAACCUAUUUUUAUCUUUUACCAUAAAUGCCACUUGGUUUGAUAUUUUGAUAUCUAAUCAUUUUCAAGUCUAGCUUAAAUGUCCAAAUACUUCUUGGGGCCAUUGUAUUUGUGUUUCAUUAACUGCUGAAUGUCAGUGUCAUGUUUUCUUUCUCAUCUGAGAGAAUUGUGUUUUCUGUAUUUUAUUUAUUGAAUGUUAGUAUAGGGGGUCGUCAACCACAACACUUUUUACUAUCAACUAUUCAAUAUAGCAUCAAAACUCACAUUCUUUUGAAAUAUCUUAAUUGUUAAGACAACAUAUUUUAAUGCUUCAUAUAUUUCCAUAAAAUACAAUUAACUGUUUAAUGCUAUGUAAUAAAUUUUUUUUUUUUUCAGCCAUUCUUUCCAAUAAAUAUGCAGGUGUUCUGUUGUUCGUAAUACUUCGGAUUUACUUUCCACUCCCAGAAUUUUAUUUUUCACAUGCUUCUGAGAACAGAGCAGGAAUGAACAGACCUCAGCCGUGUCAGAAUCAUUGUUUUCAGAUGUUAAUCCAAAUUCAAAGCAGAACACACACAUUUCUAGAUCAAACACACUCCACCGCCUGUGAUAAAAGCAUGUGGACAAGGGUUUCAGCAGACACAUCUUUUUUUUUAAUGUCCUAGUGUGUUCAAAUGUCUCUUGAACAUAUUUGUGCUACAUGUCAUCUGUACUAAUUAUCUUUUAUUAUUAAGCGUUUUUUUAGACAAACAUUGAUUUUUGAAUUUUUAAUAUUAAAAAGCUAAAUUAAGCAGAUGUAUGUAUUGCAACACCAUUACAGCAGGUAUGACUGAAGAAGACGGUUACAGUAAAGACUUUUAAAUUAAUGUUUUUUAUUAUUAUUUAUUUGAGUCUAGUCAUGAAAGAAUAGGCAUUGUGUAUUGUUCAUUUAAAUGAUACAUAAUCUGUCUCUUGAUAAGAUGUCUCAUAUAUAUAAUUUAACUCAUCUUGUCUGGCCUUUUGAUAAUAUUGAGCUAAAUGAAGCUGGCUUAUUGGACAGCAUCAUGAUAUUGCUGUGUAUAUACUUUAUGUACAGAAUUAAAGUUUAUUUAUUGAUC